Molecule: messenger RNA, 4540 nt
Organism: Protopterus annectens (West African lungfish)
Lineage: Eukaryota; Metazoa; Chordata; Ceratodontiformes; Protopteridae
Gene: ATP2C2
Product: ATPase secretory pathway Ca2+ transporting 2
Exons: 27
Coding region: 286-3138 (950 amino acids)
Biological process (GO): intracellular calcium ion homeostasis; manganese ion transport; calcium ion transmembrane transport
Cellular component (GO): plasma membrane; endoplasmic reticulum; Golgi membrane
Molecular function (GO): ATP hydrolysis activity; ATP binding; P-type calcium transporter activity
Source: RefSeq, a predicted model, not a curated record
ACGUAUAAUUACAGCAAACACAAGGUGCUGAGCUGCCAGUGCGCGCUUCCGCAGACAGAGGCAGCUCAGGUGUGUCGGCACAUUCCAACGGGGUGCGCGGCCGCACAGUACCUCGCAGCACCUGUUCCUCGGAGCCUGCUCCAACUUAACACACCUGUGACACAAGGAACUCGGCAGGUGGGUACCGCAGACGGUAUUCCUGGGACAGACUGUCGGCUUCCUCACACCACCGGCUCUGAAACAGUGUUUUCUCCUCUGCUGCAGCUACCCCACAUCCUGUGAAAUAUGACUGGAAGCAGGUUCUCUAAACUUUUUGGGAAACUUUUUCCUGGAGCGCGCUCCUCCGUUCAAUACGGAGCUGUGAAGAAGGAUGAAGAAGAGGAAACAGCGCUGUGUACGGAGCUUGAAGAAUCAUAUGAAUUAGAAAUCCCAGAAAAAGAUGAUGACGUGAAAAUGGUACCUUCAAAGGAAGCUUGCAAGCUAAGUGUGGAACAACUGGCCAAGGAUUUACAUGUUGACAUACAGGAAGGAUUAUCAGAGAAUUCGGUAACCCAGCGCAGAAAAAAACAUGGUUGGAAUGAAUUCAUGCCAGAUCAAAGUGAACCUAUAUGGAAAAAGUAUCUAGAACAGUUCAAAAAUCCUCUCAUCCUGCUACUGCUUGGAUCAGCGGUUGUAAGCAUAUUCACCAAGGAAUAUGAAGAUGCUAUUAGUAUAACAGUGGCAAUAUUGAUUGUUGUUACUGUGGCUUUCAUUCAGGAAUAUCGGUCAGAGAAAUCCUUAGAAGAACUCAACAAGCUAGUUCCUCCAGAAUGUAACUGCAUACGGGAAGGAAAACUACAGCAUGUGUUAGCCAGAGAACUCGUUCUGGGUGACAUUGUGUCUUUUUCAGUUGGUGACAGAAUCCCUGCAGAUAUCAGACUCAUUGAGGCAAUUGAUCUGCUAGUUGAUGAGUCCAGUUUUACUGGAGAAACUGAGCCAUGCAGUAAAACAGAUGCUACCUUAACCGAAGCUGGGGACUUGACAUCACACCAUAAUGUUGCAUUUAUGGGAACUUUAGUGCGAUGUGGAAGAGGAAAGGGAAUUGUUACUGCAACUGGAGAGAAUUCACAGUUUGGAGAGGUGUUUAAGAUGAUGCAAGCUGAAGAGACCCCCAAAACACCUUUACAGAAAAGUAUGGACAAAUUAGGAAAACAGCUUUCUGUGUUUUCAUUUGGAAUUAUAGGUUUAAUUGUGUUGAUAGGAUGGUUACAAGGAAAACCAUUGCUCAGUAUGUUCACCAUAGGAGUCAGCUUAGCUGUUGCUGCUAUUCCAGAAGGUUUGCCAAUUGUUGUCACAGUAACACUUGCUCUGGGAGUCAUGAGGAUGGCAAAGAAGAGAGUUAUUGUCAAGAAACUGCCGAUUGUGGAGACCCUGGGCUGCUGUAAUGUUAUUUGUUCAGACAAAACUGGCACUCUCACAGCAAAUGAGAUGACUGCAACGCAUCUAGUUACUUCUGAUGGAAUUCAUGCAGAGGUGACUGGAGUUGGUUACACUGGAAAUGGUGAAGUAUUUCUGGUGUCUAGCAAAGAAAAAGUAACAGCUCUUUCAAAUAUUUCAGUGGCAAAAUUAGUUGAGGCUGGUUGUGUGGCCAAUAAUUCAAUCAUUAGAGAUGGCACUCUUAUGGGUCAGCCAACAGAAGGGGCAUUAAUUGCACUUGCAAUGAAGAUGGGCCUCAGUAAUGUAAAAGAACAAUUUAUAAGAAAGAAAGAGAUUCCUUUUAGUUCAGAGCAAAAAUGGAUGGCAGUAAAAUGUGAAGGACGAAAUCAGGAAACUAAAGAGCUUUACUUUAUGAAAGGAGCUUAUGAAAGUGUCAUCCAGUACUGUAGUGACUACAACAGCAGUGGCAUACCUGUUCCACUAACACCACAACAGAAAUCCACAUUUUCAAGAGAAGAGAAAAGACUAGGAACUUUUGGGCUGCGUGUACUUGCCCUUGCUUCUGGACCAGAGCUUGGCCAGCUUACAUUUCUGGGCCUGAUUGGAAUGAUUGACCCUCCAAGGAAAGGAGUGAAGCAAGCAAUUAAAAUUCUGUUGAAAUCUGGUGUGUCUGUGAAAAUGAUCACUGGAGAUGCAAUGGAAACAGCAGUGGCUAUAGGUAAACAACUUGGGCUUUGUGACAAGGACUAUAAAGUUAUGUCAGGUGAAGAACUGGAAAUGUUGCAAGAAUCUGAGCUAGCAUCUUUAAUUAAGCAGGUUUCAGUUUUCUACAGAACAAACCCAAAACAGAAGCUUAAAAUUAUAAAGGCCUUACAGAAGAGCGGAGCCAUAGUGGGAAUGACGGGAGAUGGUGUGAAUGAUGCAAUAGCACUGAAAUCUGCUAAUAUUGGAGUAGCCAUGGGACAGACUGGAACUGACGUCAGUAAAGAGGCUGCCGAUAUGAUACUGGUAGAUGACAACUUCUCAACUAUGAUGAAUGCAAUAGAAGAAGGAAAGGGGAUAUUUUACAACAUACAAAACUUUGUUCAGUUUCAACUCAGCACGAGUAUUUCAGCCUUAAGCCUCAUCACUUUGUCCACAGUAUGUGAUUUUCCCAAUCCGCUCAAUGCCAUGCAGAUUCUAUGGAUCAAUAUUAUUAUGGAUGGACCACCAGCUCAGAGUCUUGGAGUUGAACCAGUAGAUAAAGAUGUCCUGAGACAGCCCCCGAGGAGUAGGAAAAGUUCAAUUCUCAGUAAAUGGUUAAUGCUGAAGAUCUUUAUCAAUGCAGCUGUCAUUAUCAGUGGAACAUUCUUCGUUUCGUGGACAGAGUUCCAACCCGAUGGCUCCACACCACGAAGUACAACAAUGACCUUCACUUGCUUUGUGCUGUUUGAUAUGUUUAAUGCACUUGGGUGCCGUUCUCAGACAAAAUCUGUUUUUGACAUUGGGCUUUUCAGAAACCGUAUGUUCCUUGGUUCUGUACUAGGUUCCCUUUUGGGUCAACUGGCUGUUAUCUACAUACCUCCACUACAGAAAGUCUUCCAUACUGAAAAUUUGUCAGCUCUUGAUCUUUUGUUUCUCGCUGGAUUAGCCUCAUCUGUUUUCUUUGUGUCUGAAUUUGUAAAAGUGUUCAGAAACUGUUGCAUAUCAAGAAAGGACUACAAAUCAGAAGAUGCAGUAUGACUGUGAUGCCAGUGAUGUUCUAUCAACAUUUACAUGGUGCCAAAGAAAACACCUUUGUACAUGACUGAUCGAGGUGUAUUUAAUGAGAUUAGAAUACUGAUGAAGCUAAAUUCAUCCUGAACAUGUUUGGACUACAAAUCUUCCUCUCUCCAGGCUGACAUCAUUUCAUCACUACCCCAUCUAACAAAAUGUGACAGUGGCCUCUGAGAUAGUUAAUAAGCCAGUGGAAGGUGCACCAUGAUAUUUCUGUGCAAUACAUUCUUCAGCUAGCCCUGAAGAGCUUCAUUUUGUAAAGACGGUCUUCCCAAUUUUUUGCAGAACAUAGAUUCAGUCCCAGUCUAUUUCUGUUAAAAGUUAAUGCAAUUUCAUUGCAUCUUGUUUUACACCCUCACUUGUGUGUAACUUUGACUUUUUAUUCACUUUUCCACACUGUUUACUUAAUAUGAAGUACUCUUGUAUUCCCUGCCUUUUCAUUUCCUAUCAGUCAUCCCAAGUGUCAUUUAUUCCAUUUUGCUUGCAAUCAGAACUGUUUAUUUUUGAAUCCUUGUUGUCUGUGAAGUUCCACCGUAAGUCAUUGUAUGGUUUUCUCCCUGCUUGGAACCUUCUGGCAAAUGAGUUGGGAGCAGUCAAGCUUCUCAUGGGACAGAUGUGCAAUGUAAUAAUAGAGAGUACUUUCCAAAUUUACUCAACUUAAGAAAAAAAAUCCUUUUAAUUACUUGUCUUCGGAGGAGACAUUAAAACUUGCGGGGUUUCACAAAAACAUUCAGCUGGUAAGAUCAGGUUAACAUGUUCUUUCAUAAAAGCAGAAGAAAAGAGCACCGUCACUGAUGGGAUUCAAGUAAUACCUUGUAGGAAGUGUUCAUCUUCCACAUUUAAGAUAAUAAAUCCCAGUCUCCCAAACCAAAAUGACAGAAGUCAAUAUUUUUAAAAUGUAAAGGCAAAACAAUACAUUUCACAUGAAUGCAAGAAAUGGAAAUUGGGGAUUGAUUUCUGAAAUUUUGCCGCUACAAUCAUUUUUAACUAAAUAUUAAUGAAUUUUCUAAAAUAUUAACUUAUGAAAAUGGAAUCUCUGUAAAGUAUUUAAACUUUUAUAAAGUAUUUGAAAUAAAACAUGGACCACAGCUGCAAAUUCCAUGUCCUAUAAAGUCACAGUUUAUAACUAGCUAUCUUGCAGUGCCUAUUUGUUAGUAGCAGUAAGCAGACAGAUCAGUGAGUGUGUACCACCAUACAGUACUGUACUGGCUACUAAAAGUAAUCUUAUAGUGCAUUUCUGCUGCUACCAGUGAAUGUAUUUUAAACUAUUUAUAUAUGUAUAUAUAUUUUGUUAGAACAAAUGAAUAAAGCAAGAAAGCAGCUUUACAAAAGCUCAUAUCUGAUCAAAUAAAAACCCAUCUCUACAAUA